UCUGUGUUGGCAGUAAAUUUCAGAAAGCAGCCUAUGAAAGUACAAGCAAUAAUAAGUUUAAUAUAUGAGUGUGUGUACUGGUGUGUACAGAAGCGUUGAUACAUUGUUGUGAAAAAAUGUUGUCAACAACACCGAAGGAUUCAGAGAUGAAAGAUGGAGAGAAUAAAACUAUGAUUAAAAUCGUAGAACGUCCGACGUUUAUAUUGAAAACUCGAGAAGGAGAAAAUAGAGCAGUUUCUCCGAGUCAACGUAAUGGACACAAGAAGGAUAUGGAUGCAACAACAACAAAAUCACAAGAAACAAUUCGUAUACUUUCUACAUAUCCUGAGAUGAUCAGUUGUAUUAAAUUCAUGGAUGAAAACAUGCAGCUAUGUGAAAAUCCAAUAGAAUAUCUAUAUGAUCAACAAGACUUUCUUGUUGUUGGGUGCUUAGGUACACAAAGUGUUGGCAAAUCAACAAUCAUGUCCCUAUUAACAUCUGAAUAUGCGCCGGACAUUUUUCCAAUUCAAGAAUCGUCACAUCACGAGAAUGCUACAAAUUGCACCACGGGGAUAGAUAUAUUUGUAACAAAAAAUAGAGUAAUAUAUCUGGAUACACAGCCAAUUCUUUCCAUAUCUGCAUUUGAUAAUUCUGCGUCAUCUUUCGAUCAAAAAAAGAACACAUCUGAUUUUACAAAUACUGAAACUAACUUGGAAUUGCAGUCACUCCAGUUUAUGGCAUUUCUGUUCUCAGUAUGUCAUGUUAUAAUAUUUGUACAAGAUUGGUUCGGCGAUCCAAAUUUGGUGAGAUUUUUACAAACGGCAGAAAUGUUAAAACCAUCCUCAACAACCACCAUGGAUCAAGAUUAUGUAGAAUAUUAUCCGCAUCUUGUAUUUUUACACAAUAAGGCAGAACCACAAGAUUUUAUGCCCACAUCUAUUAAAAGAAUUAAGGAUUUUUAUAAUAAAACGUUUUCUAGUUCAAGAUUACAGACUCAUAGUGGUAUAGAUAUGAGUCAGGAUUCGACGGAAAAUGGUUUAAACUUAUUUUUGAUACCAUCAAAUUUGAAUAGGAACAAAGAAGAAGACAUAUUUUUUGGUGAAAGUGAAAAAUCGCUCAUAAACAAAUUACGACAAAAGAUACACGGAGUAACUAGAAACCCAAUGACACCAUCUGUAUUAACGGAGAAAAACUGGUAUCAUUAUGUUUCAAAAGUCAUGGAGGCAAUAAAAAAGAGCCAUUUGUCUUCUGAAUAUGGAAGAUUGAUGCCUUAAACUUAAAGGAACAAUGUAAUAAAACAAAAAUAUACGAUUUAUUUGCUUUA
Messenger RNA from Odontomachus brunneus, 1303 nucleotides. Its product is annotated as protein SMG9. The transcript is spliced from 8 exons. Lineage: Eukaryota; Metazoa; Arthropoda; Insecta; Hymenoptera; Formicidae. The record is from RefSeq and is a predicted model, not a curated record. The coding region runs from base 117 to 1253 and encodes 378 amino acids. Gene Ontology annotation, biological process: nuclear-transcribed mRNA catabolic process, nonsense-mediated decay.